Messenger RNA from Octodon degus (degu), 4019 nucleotides. It is a transcript of the gene Rrm2b, whose product is annotated as ribonucleotide reductase regulatory TP53 inducible subunit M2B. Bases 194 to 964 code for a protein of 256 amino acids. The transcript has 7 exons. NCBI's taxonomy places the organism in Eukaryota, Metazoa, Chordata, Mammalia, Rodentia, Octodontidae. Gene Ontology annotation, molecular function: ribonucleoside-diphosphate reductase activity, thioredoxin disulfide as acceptor. Gene Ontology annotation, cellular component: cytosol. The record is from RefSeq and is a predicted model, not a curated record. Gene Ontology annotation, biological process: deoxyribonucleotide biosynthetic process.
GCGGUGGGCGUGGCCCGACGCUCCGGAGGCGGGGCCGAGCCGCGCAGAGCGUCCCAGCAGAGCAGGCCUCAGAGGGUCGCGGUGCGUGCGACGCCGGGGCUGGCGGUCCCGUGGGCUACCCGGUUUCCGUCCGAGUCGGGCGAGUUCUGCGGCGCUCGGUUCCGUGCUUCCCACGCUGCGCUGAGUCUGCGUGAUGGACGACCCGGCGGGGCCGGAAGCGGGCUUGCCCGGGCCGGUAGAGAGGUCUUCUCCAGAUAAUACCAACAACGCGGUGAAAUCUAAUGAAGAGCCUCUCCUCCGAAAGAGCUCCCGCCGAUUCGUCAUCUUCCCCAUCCAGUACCCCGACAUCUGGAAGAUGUACAAGCAGGCGCAGGCAUCCUUCUGGACGGCAGAGGAGGUAGGUGCCGAGGCCUCUGUGUCAGGCGCAAGCCCUUUGCCUCGAGGAACUGGGCAGCGAGAUGAGUCCCGGAUCCCGGUCCUGUGGUGGGGCCCAUUCACUCUCAGGACCGUGAAGAUGUCCCUUCACUCACUGCACCGAGCUCCUGCUGGAACAGCCCUUGCUUCUCAGCUGAGGCAUUUCACAGGAUGGAGACAAACCCUGGCACCGAGGUCGGCGGCAGGCUUGUACGGAGUCUUCAGCAAACCUUCAGAUGACACCAUAUUUUGGAAGGAAGGCUGUCCUUUUUCUACUGAGAAGGAAUUUUUAACGGAAGCCCUGCCAGUUGGUCUGAUUGGAAUGAACUGUGUUUUGAUGAAGCAGUAUAUUGAGUUUGUGGCUGACAGGUUACUUGUGGAACUUGGAUUCUCAAAGGUUUUUCAGGCAGAAAAUCCCUUUGAUUUUAUGGAGAACAUUUCUUUAGAAGGGAAAACAAAUUUCUUUGAGAAACGAGUUUCAGAGUACCAGCGUUUUGCAGUUAUGGCAGAAACCACAGAUAAUGUCUUCACUUUGGAUGCAGAUUUUUAAGCCUUUGCCUUAUAAAUCUGUCAUCAAUAAAUAACAGUCUAUUUUUCUCUGCUUAAAAACAAACGAGAUAUUUCCUUCAAGGGAAUACAAGUUUGAGUGAAAGGAAAUCUACAACUGCAUUCUAAUCAAGAUGGCUUUAUGCAAAUAACUCUAAUGUUCCUGUGUAAGAGUGUGAUCUAAAUGCUCUGUUCUUUUUUUCUUGGCCUUGGAAUGUAGGGUGGCAGUACGUAAGACCAUGGGGUGAAAGGCCAGCUGGGGGUUGGAAGCUCUGGCUUUACUCCUUUAUGUAAACUCUUGGCAAGUGGGUUUGUCUGCGCAGACAUCACUGGACUCGCCCUUGCGAUGGGCAGAGGGCAAGCUCUCUGUUCGUGGAGUGAUGUGGGGACUGGGGCGCACAAGUAGUUGCUUUGUCGUUGCUGGACCGUCUGGGUCCCCUUGCUGAUCAUUACCGAUGGGGUUCAUUGCCGUAAUGUUGACAGAACUUGCCCUCCUCCCCUCAAAGUAAUUGUGCUUCAUAAACGUCCUAAGACCUCUGUUCAUAUUUGGUGGAGAAUACAAGGAUAAAAAGGUAACUUGUUGGAUUUUCUCCUGGAAGGUUUAGAUCAGCACAAACUGGCUGUAUUAGCAUUUCUCACAGACCUGCUCAGUGCUGUUAGUCCCUUGGGGUUUUCUGUGAAAGAAAAGGGGUGUGGUGGCCCAGUGAGCUUGUGUGCCUUGUCUAGUCCACCCUCCUAGGAAUGCACCGUGGGUGCCUCACAGCCUGAAACUGCAGGAUUGGAACUCCUUACUCCUUUGGCAUCUUCUAGAUGCACACAGAGAUUGCAACAUCUCACACGCUCUGUGUCUCAGAACAUAGAUGGGAAAAAGCUGGCCUGAAGCUAUUUAUCCAUAUAGAAAAUGGUCUAAGAAUGGGAAAAUGGGGCAGGAUUUAUGGAGCCAUUUCAAGUUUGCACUGAGCUGUGUCAGGUGCCUGAGACCAACUGUGUGAGCCUUUGGCUGUUGUGAGGAAGUGCCCAUUAGUGACACAGCACAUGGUCAGAGUCCAUUGCCAUGUGUGGACAGAGUGACACCGGAGCAGGUGUCUGGACUGCUGCUCCCUUCCUCUUUGGAAGGGCCAUGCUAUCAGGGUAUUCAGCCACGGCAAAAUGUGUUUUAUACAACUGGGGGCUAAAAUCUAGAGAUUUUCUUGCUAAGUUUGUUUCACUUGUCCUACAGGUGCCCAAUUUGUCCAAACUGGGAGCUCUAAUGCGAAAGUAGCAAGUCAGGUCAUCUAUUUGUUCAGUGUGGCAUACAGAAACUCAACGGCUUGGCCAAGGUUUUAGGCCCUCUCCCUGUGUUAUCAUUGGUUUUUUUUUUUUUUUUAAGAGUUCGUCACAUCUCUUAAGUUUAAUUUUUGCCAUCCAUCUUGAUUUAUUUUUGCCUGUUUCCUUUGUUAGCCCAAGUUAUCAUAGAGUUACUGUGUAUGACACUUUAGAGACUCAAAGUAUCCUAGAAAAACAUUUGAACCAUAGUCAGGUAUUACGUUCAAAAGUAUCACCCGCUGCCAUUUGAAAAGUCCUUAAACCCGAAGUUGAUGGCAUCAGGAAGGAAGAACCAAAGACCUAUGGCGCCGUUCCCCUUUGUUUUGAGCCUAUCUUUCUCAUAGGUAAAUAAUAGGUACCUUAAAGUAAAACUUAUUUAUAGUAGCAAUGAACAUGACUGUACUGGAGGAAGAAGCUGUAAUACUGAAGCACUGGGUUAUUAUGCAUGGGUUUAUUUUAUUCACUGUUCUGUGCUUCCAUGUUGUACUUUUAUUUCUUAGGUUCAGUACUUUUGAGUUUUAGUUCUUAAAGCAUCAAGAUGUUAUAAAAUCUUUUUAAUAUAUCUUACAGGUAAAGAAAAAAAUUAAGAGUAUAUUUAUAACUUUCCUCUUUGUACUACAUAAAUAUUUACAUCAUUGCUGUUGACAGUCAAGAGUAUUAUUUGGGAAUGUAGCACCUUGUAGUUCCACGGCACACAGCCUGGGUCAUGUUUCACUGCACCAUGAAGAACCAGAGCCUCGAAGGAAUGGGGCGGCAGUGCAGAUCGCCCAGUGUUCUGUUGUCCAUUUAGACACAGCAGCUACCAGUUAUUCUUACCGUGUAAGUUGACCCAGCUGUGUCUUGCUGUGCAGAAAUUUUUUCAGUUGUCUCAUUUUGGAAUAUCCAGAUUAUUCUAUUUUGACCACUUAACUUCAUUUGUGUAUGAAAAAAGUGAUCGCUAAAAACCGUAGUCAUUUGCAUAUUUAAAAAAUAACGUUCAGAAUUUUUCAUUUUAUGUUUAACUAUGUUAACACUGUAAGGAAUUGCCAUAUUUCCUUGAUGGGGUCAAUGGCUAGCAAUUGAGAAAGGGUUCUCAGGAAUGAAGAAAGCUGCUGAUGGCCACAGGACACGGGGUCCCUCUCUGAGCGGAGCCUGUGGCCUGGUGGCUGAUUCAGCAGCUCUUUCUCACCCUGCCCUGUAAAGCUUUGCCCUUUCACAAGGGUGAGCUGAUGUCCCUGAGGACUUGGAGAAAGGAUUCAAUUAUUUCAGUCUGGGGCUUCAUUCUCCUCAGCAUAUGACUAGGGCAGGGUGUGCCUAUAAUCCCAGCUACUCUGAAGGCUGAGGCAGGAGGGCUGCAAAUUUGGGGUAAUCCUGGGUAACUUAGUAAGACUCUGUCUCAAAAGACUAAAGGGGCUGGUGGUGGAGCUCUGGGAUGAUUGCUUGUCUCUCAUGUGCAAGGCUCUGGCUUCUAUUCCUGGUAUAGUUUUAAGAGAAAAGGACAUAAAACUGUAAGCCUAGAUUUUUUUGUACAGUUUAGUAAAUUCACAGUAUUCUUACCUUAUGUGUUUGUUUUACAGAAUUGUUUUGAUUUUUCUAAAUGUCUGGUAAGCAAGAUUAUUUAAUGUCUAUUGUGUAUAUAAAGCUUUAUUGGAUGUGGUAUACUUAAAUUAUUAUUUUUCGUAAAAUAAACCAAUUCUACGUGUACCCAGUUUAUGUUUUUGAGGGAAAGUUGUAAUAAGCUUUUAUGUGUUGCUUGAAAUAAACUGCGAGAGGCC